Messenger RNA from Chelonia mydas (Green sea turtle), 2403 nucleotides. Its product is annotated as prostaglandin-E(2) 9-reductase. Gene Ontology annotation, biological process: steroid metabolic process. Gene Ontology annotation, molecular function: ketosteroid monooxygenase activity; steroid dehydrogenase activity; aldose reductase (NADPH) activity. The record is from RefSeq and is a predicted model, not a curated record. Bases 581 to 1555 code for a protein of 324 amino acids. Gene Ontology annotation, cellular component: cytosol. NCBI's taxonomy places the organism in Eukaryota, Metazoa, Chordata, Testudines, Cheloniidae. The transcript is spliced from 9 exons.
AAUCCAGAACAAAGGGGUUGGAGUGGGGGUGAGGGUCUCAUUCUUCUCUUCCAUGCAUGGAAUACUAUCCUGGAAUUCCUUCCUUUAACAAUGAAAUCUAUAAGGAGAAUAGACAGGGGAAUGUGUGUGUUAAUGUCCUAGCUUGGGGUCAUAUUUUCCCAGUGAUGUGAUAAACUUUAGUGCCAAAGAGAGAAUGAAUUUCAAAGAGUUCUUUGUCCCCUUUCCAGCUUUAGGAAAGAGGAGACCUUAAUUCCUCUUUGCAGCUGUUUUUCCAGCAGUGAUCAGAUUAAAUAUUAGCUCGUCACCCCAACCCGCCCCCCACGAGCGUGUGCAUUACAAAAACUGACUAAUCUUUGAGCCUUGUAUUAAGCAAUGCAGAAUAUCUCCCAGCUUGGUUUGUGUUACAUUUUUGACCUCUUUGGAGACUGCAGUUAUAGGCUUGGUUACUCUCUCAGUCUCCAUGCCUCAGUAAAUAAAAGUAAUAUUCAGUCGGGCUGCAUUUGCUCACUGGCUUAUGCAGAAGUAUAGCAACAUUUCAAGCUUCACAAAAGAACCAGCAUAAACCGUUCAGUGGAGGACAAUGGAGCUCUGCAAAGAUACAUCUGUGAAAAUGAAUGACGGGCACAGAAUUCCUGUGGUUGGAUUUGGUACCUACGCCCCCGAUACAGUUCCAAAAAGUAAGUGUGAGGAGGCUGUAAAGGUGGCCAUUGAAGUUGGCUACCGCCAUAUAGAUGGAGCCUAUUUCUAUGAGAAUGAGGAAGAGGUUGGGCGAGCCAUUCGAGAGAAGAUUGCAGAUGGAACAGUCAAAAGAGAGGACAUAUUUUACACAGGAAAGCUUUGGAGCACCUUUAACGCUCCUGUGAUGGUCCAAUCAGCCCUGAAAAAGUCACUGAAGAGCCUGCAGUUUGACUACAUUGAUCUCUAUAUUAUUCAUACACCCCUAUCUUUAAAGCCUGGAGAUGAUUUACUCCCAGAGGAUGGAAAUGGAAAAUUGAUUUUUGAUAACGUAGACCUUUGUGCCACAUGGGAGGCCAUGGAGGCAUGUAAAGAUGCAGGCUUGGUGAAGUCCAUUGGAGUGUCCAACUUCAACCGCAGACAGCUGGAGAUGAUCCUGAACAAACCUGGACUCAAGUACAAACCUGUCUGCAACCAGGUUGAAUGUCAUCCUUACCUCAACCAAAGGAAAUUGCUGGAGUUCUGCAAAUCCAAAAAUAUUGUGCUGGUGGCUUUUAGUGCCUUGGGAUCUCACAGAGAGGAGAGAUGGGUGGAUCAAAGUACUCCACUUCUGCUAGAGGAUCCAGUACUGAACGCUCUGGCCAAAAAAUACAGCCAAAGCCCAGCUCUAGUAGCCCUGCGCUACCAGCUGCAGCGUGGUGUCGUGGUCCUUGCCAAGAGCUUCACCAGAAAGCGUAUUGAAGACAACUUCAAGGUGUUUGACUUCCAGUUGACAGAGGAGGACAUGAAAGCCAUUGAUAGCCUGAACCAAAACCUUCGCUAUGACCUGUGUCCACAAUUUUUGGACCAUCCUGAGUAUCCAUUUGCUGAUGACUAUUAAAGAGGAUCCAUUUGCAAUUCCUGUGUUGUUAGCAACUAGUAAUAAUGCUCUAUACUUAGGGCCAAUUCUAGAGGGAAAAUACCAUUUAUAACACUGUUGCCAUCACCUUCUCUAUUGUGUAAUUUAACCUACACGGUAAGGAGAUAAAUCUCAUCCUUACAAUGACUUGCCUUCUUGCUUUUGAUAAUGCUGAGCAGGAAAAGGGGUAUUUUGAAUAUAGUUAUCAGUUCCUGCCCCUGAUCUUUCAUAAAUAUUUUGUCUUCAUUCUGAGCUGCUAGAACUUAAUCCCUUGGAAUGAACCGUGCCUCCUGAAAAUCUCAGCCAAGCUAGUAUGUAAAAACUUAGUGACUAACCAAAUAUUAGGUGGUGGUAUAGCCUUGUUAAUUCCAGGAUUUUAAGUAGACAAGGUGGGUGAGGUAUUAUCUUUUAUUGGAUCAGUUUCUGUAAGUCAAUGAGACAAGCUUUUGAGUUACACAUAGCCUAUGCAACCUGAAGGAGAGCUCUGUGUAAGCUCAAAAGCUUGUCUCUUUCACCAACAGAAGUUGGCCCUAUAAAAGAUAUUACCUCACCCCCCCUUGUCUCUCAAACAUCAGGAACUCAUUUGUGGCUCAGUCCUGGAGCACUCCCAUGGGAGUGGAGGAUGCUCAGGUUUGGUGUCAGCUAGCAUCUCACUGAACUCAUCAGACACAAAUUUUCACUUAACACAAUCCUCUGCCCUCACAACAAAGAUGUCCCAGUAUCUGUCAAACUAAAUGAAGAGGAAAUAGAAGCUCUGAGCUCCAUUUAGAGACAUGUUUAGCAUAUUUCAUUUGACUCCAUCAUAGUAAUAAAAGCUCUCACUACACCCA